AAAACGUAGUACUUUUUUAAACUGUCCCUCUGUGUCUGUCACUAGUAAGCUAGUGUCACUUUUUAAUGCCGUUGACGGACAUUACUGUUUACUGAGAUGUUUUGAUUCUACCGCUACCAAUUUAGCAGCAAUUAUUGUUUAAAGACUAUCAAAUAAUUGUAUACGCAGGCAUGUACAGAAUUGGAUGAUUAUAUUUAAAUCAGUACAGUGAACUUAUUUCAAAAUGUAUCACUGUGGAAUGCGUCAAGUUGGGGAGAGACAUGUUGCUUACAAAGUUGAUCUUAUGGUUUGGAGUAACCGUCUUGAUCUUCUAGCUCUGAGCAAUUUUAAAGGAGAAGUACAAAUACAUAGACUACACUGGCAAAAAGUAUGGAACCUACCACCUCCUAAAGAAAAAGUUACUGUUCGAGCUAUGGCUUGGAGGCCUGAUGGAAAGGCUCUAGCAAUAGGUUAUAGUUCGGGUGCUGUAUAUAUUGUGGAUAUAGAAGAUAAGGAAAUCUUAGAUAAAUAUGAUUUGGAGCAAGAAAAUUUAGAUGAGUUUGAUAACUCUAAACACUUUGGAAUUACAUGCAUAACUUGGGCUGUGAGAGCUGAUACUCUCGAGGGUGCGACCGAUCCUAACAUCUAUGAUGAUGCUUCAAUAUUCCUUCAAAACUUACCAGUAACUGGUGAAUACAAAAAUCAGGCAACAGAUGAGAAUGCUAAGGAUUUUAAGGAAAUCCAGGCUCCCAAUCAAUUGAAUAUGUUAUUAGUUGGUUACGGUAAUGGCUACAUAUACAUGAACAUCUUUGGUAGAUACCCUUAUGGUACACUACAUCUAGCACAAGUUGUAAAAGAUGAUUUUGGAGAAUACAAUAUCCUGGAUAUCUGUAUGUCAGAUGACUUCAGUUUCAUGCAAGUUGUAUACAUUGAUAGACUGACAAACAAUCUCCUUUUAUCCUUAAUAAACACUAGUGUUUUAUCUGCAUAUGCUGAAGAAAUGUAUGUUGUUGCUAAGAAGCACAGUGAGAUUGUGCGGUUGACUUCUUACCUUGAUCAAACAAUGAUAUCCAUUACUGAAGCUUGGGAGCAUAUUCUGUUAGAGAUGGACACUAAAAUGGCUGAUUAUGCAGCUUCAGUGCCGGAAGGUGGUGUUUCUGCAGAUUUACUGGAGUUACUUAUGUUGGGAACUCCAUCUGAUGAAUUAGAGCUGUGUCUGCUACAAAAGUUAACAGUAAAUGAUUUAAAAAAGUUUGGUAACUCAAUUGAGCUAAGUUACUCAACUAUUCAGAAACUAGUUCUGAAGCAGGUAAAUAUUGUAGGCCAAAGUCUCACUUAUUACCUGUCUGAACUUAGAGGAUUGACAAGGAUACCAGAUAGAUAUAAGGUUCUAGGUAUUGAAGAACAAACUGUGACUGAAGCCAUAAGGGCUUGCUGUGCAUUCCUCAACAAGUGUCUGGAGUUGCAACAGGUGAUCGACACAUCUAUGCGGAACUACAAGGCAUUUUUCCGUUGGCUCUUUGUAGUCAUUGUCAGAUUGCUAGGUGAACAAACACCUAGCGAAAUUGUUAAAAUAACGCAGCAGGAACUUGGUCACAUUGCUGAAUUCUUAUAUAACUUUGACAAUGUUCAAGUGGACAGUAAUGAGGGAUUACCAGAAAAACCUGUUAAAUUUAAUUUAGAAAGAUUAGGCCAAUACUUGGAAGAUCAAGAGCUUACCAUCUUGCCUGAUGAUGAAGAUAAUCCCUGGCAUAAGUUCCUCAAAGAUAACUCCUGCCUACUGAAGGAUAAUGAUACUAUAUUUUCAUUAACAGAAUUCAAAAAGUUUUCACUAGUUCAACAACAAAAACAUUUGAAGUCUUCUAUUAACCAAGUAUUUGAUGUUGCCAAAAAAGACACAAGCAAAUAUUUUUCUGCUUUAUACAACAUCAAAUGCUAUGAAGACAAAAGUGGUGGAAAGCUUAGUGAAUGUUUGAGAAUCUGUCAAGCUUACUAUGCGUCCGAAAAUGGCUUUGUGAUGGCAUACAUUGACUCCAUGAAUGUAAAUGAUGGAAUCCAUUUUAUGUCAGUGAAGAUUAAAGAGAAAGCUUGUGCUUUACUUGGUCAGAAGUACACUUUUUCAACUCUCAUACUUGGUGAUAAAAAGCCAAAUGAUGAGAUGAUACCAGUACUCGAUUUACAAUUUUAUUCUUCAGAAUAUUUAUCAGUUCUUACACAGCAUCCACGUAAUGACGAGAAUUCUAUUUUCAUCCAAGUGCCUUUAGGUAUUAUACUAAUCAAUUCUCCUGAAUGGGCCAUAAAACCAAAGCAAUUUCUGUUUCACGACAAACUAAACAAGAAAAACAUAUCGCCUUUAAUAGAGCCAGGAGUUUUCAAAGUAUUGGAUAAAAUGGAUGGUUUCCGAAUAGCAGUGUCGGGUGGUCGUAAAGUUGCAGUUGUUCUGUCUAAAACUCACAGAAAAGUGCGUGUUUUCGAAAUGGAAAUUGAUGGUGAUGACGAGGAAGAUGAGACUUUGGACACAACACCACAAUCUUUAAGUACCAAUGACCAGUCCAUACAAUCUGAUAAGAACAAUGCUAGUACUGCUGCUGAUGUAACCUUUUAAUUUUCUUUAUCCUGUGCUAUGGAAACUAAUAUGAACUAUUAUUAAUAAGUAAAUAAAAUACAAUUGUAAACUAAAAUAAAAACAUCUUUUAAUUCACAGUAUAAUCUUACAACUACAUUAUAUUAGUACAAUACUUAAAAAUGAAGAUUCAUUAAGAAUUACAAUUAUUUUACUAUGAGUUAUCUUAGUUAGUUAUUAGUUUUACUAGUUUAUCACAAGUAU
Molecule: messenger RNA, 2806 nt
Organism: Trichoplusia ni (cabbage looper)
Lineage: Eukaryota; Metazoa; Arthropoda; Insecta; Lepidoptera; Noctuidae
Gene: APC4
Product: anaphase-promoting complex subunit 4
Exons: 6
Coding region: 224-2584 (786 amino acids)
Biological process (GO): protein K11-linked ubiquitination; positive regulation of mitotic metaphase/anaphase transition; anaphase-promoting complex-dependent catabolic process
Cellular component (GO): anaphase-promoting complex; nuclear periphery
Molecular function (GO): protein binding
Source: RefSeq, a predicted model, not a curated record